UUCUACCAACCUCACCUUUUUUCAAGUCCCAUGUGCACAUUACACUCAUUGAAACCACCAACCAAGAAGCAUUGAAACUUGAAAGACACAAGAGUGAGAGAAGGAAAAAUAGCAGAAGAAGAUCAUGGCUGAUUGGGGGCCAGUUUUUGUGUCUGUGGUGCUCUUCAUUCUCUUGACUCCAGGGUUGCUGAUCCAGAUUCCUGGUAAAGGCAAGAUGGUAGAGUUUGGCAACUUUCAGACAAGUGGAGUGUCGAUAUUGGUUCACUCCAUCCUCUACUUUGCUCUCGUUUGCAUCUUCUUGAUGGCUAUUGGAGUACACAUGUACACUGGUUCCUGAUCCCAUACCAUCUUUUGUAUACACAUACAAACACAUUAUUUAUAAUUCAUUUCUUCUUGGUUUAAAUUGUGGGGUUUAUUUAUUUUGGUAAAAACAAAAUCCUGUGCAUUCAUAUGCCUGUGAGGGAAUGACAAACAUUUUAGUUUUCAGCGUAUCUGUCAAGUAAAACAUCAUGGUCUGUUUGUUCCAAUGAUUCUAAUAUUUGUUACUAGGAAUAGGAGUGUUACAAAAGGGUUGAGACUUUACACUUCAGUGUUUGUAUAUGUCAUUACGUAUUGGCUUCUUCGAUGUAUUUUAAUUUAUGAUACUACUAAUAAGCAUUUAGAUGCCAACAUUUUAGGUCAGAUUCCCUUAUAUGUCAUAAUAAGGUUUUCAUUAUUGUGAACAAAAAGAUUUAUA
Glycine soja is the source of this 736-nucleotide messenger RNA. RefSeq lists its product as uncharacterized. The record is from RefSeq and is a predicted model, not a curated record. The transcript has a single exon. NCBI's taxonomy places the organism in Eukaryota, Viridiplantae, Streptophyta, Magnoliopsida, Fabales, Fabaceae. The coding region runs from base 125 to 337 and encodes 70 amino acids.